Molecule: messenger RNA, 722 nt
Organism: Racocetra persica
Lineage: Eukaryota; Fungi; Glomeromycota; Glomeromycetes; Diversisporales; Gigasporaceae
Source: the annotation of a GenBank genome assembly
AUGGAUAACUUUGAAAAGAUCGAUGGUAAUAUGUAUUUUCCCAACGAACAACUUCCACCUUCUGAUGUAUAUGAUUAUAAUACUGUGAUUUACGAUGAUAAUGGGUGUGAAGUUUUCUAUCCUUUGUAUCUACCAGAAUACAAUAGUGAUAUUAUAUACGAAAUGCCUUAUUAUGAAAUCCCAUGCCAGGAGAAACAGGGUGAAAAGGAAAAGGUUAUGAUCGAUACACGUGAAGAGAAAUUGGAGAAGGAAAAUGAAAAGUUACGAAAGAGAAUCGAGAUUCUUGAAAAUGAUAUUGAAAAAAAGGACAAGAAUAAUGAUAAACAGGCUGAUUACAUUGUUACUCUUCGGAAUAAAUUAAAAGACUAUGAAAAUAAAAUUGAUAAACUGAGAAUGACCUUGGACGACGAACGAAGAAAUUUCGGGUUUUUACAAGGAGAAUGUGAUCGUAAAGAACGACUUAUUAAAAGAUUACAAUGGGAAGAGCAUCAACGGGGACUUGGUAAUAAAAAAGUCUAUGAAGAGAAUAUUAAGUUUAAGGAACGAGGAUCUAAUAAUAAAGAAGUCUAUGAAGAGAAUACCAAGUUAAAAGAAGAGAUUUAUUUUCUUAAAGAAACAAUUUCUGGAAUAGAAGAGGGAAACAAGAGAAGAAGAGAAACAGAUUCUUUGGUUUCAGAUUACGGCCAUGAUUACGAGAUAAAUAAUCGUAAGAGAAUUAAAGA